AUGAGGGGUGCUGGUGCCCGUGUGUUGAUCACCGAGAUCGACCCCAUUUGCGCUCUCCAGGCCUGCAUGGAAGGCUUCCAGGUGGUGACGAUUGAAGAGGUCGUGGGUGAGGUUGACAUUUUCACCUCUGCGACUGGCAACUUCAAGAUCAUCACCUUGGAUCACAUGAAGAAGAUGAAGAACAACGCCAUUGUGUGCAACAUUGGACACUUCGACAAUGAGAUCGCAAUGGAAGACUUGGAGAACUUCCCUGGCAUCAAGGUCGAGAACAUCAAGCCACAGGUGGAUCGCUUUGUUUUCCCUGACGGCCAUGGUGUCAUUGUGUUGGCAUCUGGCCGACUGGUGAACCUGGGCUGCGCCACUGGCCAUCCAUCCUUCGUGAUGUCAUGCUCCUUCACCAACCAGGUCUUGGCCCAGCUCGAUAUUUUGGAGAAUUGCACCAAGGCAAAGAACUACAAGAACGACGUCUACCUGCUGCCAAAGAAGCUUGAUGAGAAGGUGGCGGCCCUCCACCUGCCAGCCCUGGGUGCCAGCCUGACGAAGCUCUCCAAGGAGCAAGCCGAGUACAUCGGCGUGAAGCCCGAAGGUGUCCUCAUUGAGACCCUUCAUGCUUUGGGCGCCAAAGUGCGCUGGUGCUCUUGCAACAUUUUCAGCACCCAGGACCAUGCAGCUGCAGGCAUUGCCAAGGCUGGCACUGCGACAGUCUUCGCAUGGAAGGGAGAGACCCUGCCAGAGUACUGGUGGUGCACUGAGCAGAUGAUGACGGUGCCAGGUGCUGAUGGUUGCGACCAGCUCGUGGAUGAUGGAGGUGAUGCUACUUUGCUGGUCCACAAGGGCAAGGAGUUGGAGGCGAAGUUUGCCAAGGAUGGCAGCCUCCCUGAUCCUGCAAGCACCACCAACGCCGAGUUCAAGUGUGUCUUGCAGGUGCUGAGGGACUCCAUCCAAGCCGACAAGACCAAGUACACCCGCAUGGCUGCCAAGUGCAAGGGUGUCAGCGAGGAGACCACCACAGGUGUGCAUCGCCUUCGCGAGAUGGCAGCCAAGGGUGAGCUGCUUUUCCCUGCCAUCAACGUCAAUGACUGCGUGACCAAGUCCAAGUUCGACAACGUGUAUGGCUGCCGCCACUCUCUGCCUGACAGUAUCAUGCGCGCCACUGAUGUGAUGAUUGGUGGAAAGCGCGCCCUCGUGGCAGGCUACGGAGAUGUCGGAAAGGGAUGCGCCUUCGCCAUGAGGGGUGCUGGUGCCCGUGUGUUGAUCACCGAGAUCGACCCCAUUUGCGCUCUCCAGGCCUGCAUGGAAGGCUUCCAGGUGGUGACGAUUGAAGAGGUCGUGGGUGAGGUUGACAUUUUCACCUCUGCGACUGGCAACUUCAAGAUCAUCACCUUGGAUCACAUGAAGAAGAUGAAGAACAACGCCAUUGUGUGCAACAUUGGACACUUCGACAAUGAGAUCGCAAUG
This is a messenger RNA of Durusdinium trenchii, 1458 nucleotides long. The record is from the annotation of a GenBank genome assembly. NCBI's taxonomy places the organism in Eukaryota, Dinophyceae, Suessiales, Symbiodiniaceae.